AUGGCACCAUCAAAUCUAUCCCUGCCCACUCCCAACGGCACCAAGACCUCCAAGACUAUUGAAAACCGCCUCUUCAUCAACAAUGAAUUCGUAGAGUCUGUUUCUGGGAAGCGUUUCCAAGUCAUCGAUCCCACCACCGAGCAAGUCAGUGCGUCAGUCUACGAGGCCGACGUCGAAGAUGUCAAACUGGCCGUCCAAGCUGCCAAGGCUGCUUUUCCCGCCUGGUCAGAACGUGAUGCGUCUGAAAGAGCCCAUUUUCUGAACAAAUGGGCCGAGGCUCUAGAAAAGGCCGCCGAUGAAAUUGCCUAUCUUGACAGCAUCACCAUGGGUAAGCCGGCCUUUCCUGACCGACUGGCCCCCAUGGUGCCCAUGAUAGUUCGCUUCUUUGCCUCAAAGGCACUCGACAUCACCGGCGAAAGCUCGCUCAACUCGGCCGGCUUCCUCAAUGUCAGUCUCAGGCAGCCGUACGGCGUUUGUGCCGCCAUCACCCCCUGGAACGCGCCUAUCAUGAUGCUGGCAUACAAGGUGUCGGCCGCUCUCAUCACGGGAAAUACCCUUGUCCUCAAGUCGAGCGAAAAGUCUCCGCUCAGCUCGCUCGUCGCCGCUAGAUGUGCUCUGGAGGCCGGAUUUCCGCCCGGCGUUCUAAACAUUCUCAGUGGCUACGGUCGUCCGUGUGGCGAGGCGUUGGCACGGCACAUGGAGAUUCGUAAAAUCUCCUUCACGGGAAGCACUGCCACCGGCAAAGCCAUCCAGCGAGCCGCGGCCGAGACAAACCUGAAGAGUGUCUCACUCGAAUUGGGUGGCAAAAGCCCCCUCGUCGUGUUUGAAGAUGCAAAUCUGGAAAAAGCCGUGAGCGCCGCCACCAUGUCGAUCCUCAUGAACUCUGGGCAGGUAUGCAACGCCACCACCCGCAUCUAUGUCCACGAGAAACUCGCGCAGGAUUUCAUCAGUGGCGUUAAAGCCGCCAUGUCAGCCAUGGGAGCCACCGGUAACCCGCUGCACCAAGGGACCAUGCGCGGUCCGCAGGCUGACAGGGCCCAAUUUGAGCGCAUAUUGUCUUACCUUGACCUCGCCAAGCAGUCUGGUGUUUCCGUCGUUUUGGGCGGCAACCGUGAAUCGUCUCCCGGUUACUUUGUUCAGGCCACCCUUCUCACUGACGUGCCUGAGGACUCAAGGCUCACCAAGGAGGAGAUUUUUGGGCCCGUGCUAAUUGUCAACCGCUUCACGGAUGAAGACGACGUCUUGCAGCGAGCCAAUGACACCGAGUAUGGUCUCUGGGCCAGCGUCUUUACCAAUGAUGUAAGCCGUGCUAUCCGCGUGGCCAAACGGUUAGAAGCCGGCAGCGUAGGUGUCAAUUGUACGUCACCCGUGUUAGCCAUGGACAUGCCGUUUGGGGGGUGGAAGAGCUCCGGGCAGGGGCGUGAGUUCAGUCGGUACGCAACAGACUAUUGGACAGAGCUCAAGACUGUGUAUUUCGCUUAUUGA
Molecule: messenger RNA, 1485 nt
Organism: Metarhizium album ARSEF 1941
Lineage: Eukaryota; Fungi; Ascomycota; Sordariomycetes; Hypocreales; Clavicipitaceae
Product: aldehyde dehydrogenase
Exons: 1
Coding region: 1-1485 (494 amino acids)
Molecular function (GO): aldehyde dehydrogenase (NAD+) activity
Source: RefSeq, a predicted model, not a curated record